Ruditapes philippinarum (Manila clam) is the source of this 649-nucleotide messenger RNA. Its product is annotated as transmembrane protein 65-like. The record is from RefSeq and is a predicted model, not a curated record. Bases 33 to 320 code for a protein of 95 amino acids. NCBI's taxonomy places the organism in Eukaryota, Metazoa, Mollusca, Bivalvia, Venerida, Veneridae. Gene Ontology annotation, cellular component: mitochondrion. The transcript has 4 exons.
AGGGAGAAUACAUUGAGUUUAAAUUUGGUGCUAUGUUUGGAAUCUCUACAAUGGCAGCUGCUGCCUUGGGGAACUGGAUCUCAGAUUUAGCUGGAGUACAAACUGCUCAUUAUGUAGAGGUGGUAACGAGUAAGUUUGGAGUUAGAGCACCGGCACUCACACCAGAACAAGUUGAUAUGUCUUCCACAAGAUGGUCUUCCAAUAUAGGGAAAGCAAUAGGAGUCUCAAUAGGCUGUAUAUUAGGAAUGUUCCCAUUAUUGUUCUAUAAACCAAAACCAAAACCUAAAGAAACAAACAUAGCGGAGGAAUCACCAUCUUGAUGAAUUAUAGGGAUCACACACACGCUAUGAUACUAUAAAUAGUAAUAAAUACCAGUAGAAGACCCUGUGAUUUAAUAUGCAACAUAUCCCUGUAGCAGCCUAGCAGGUGUUUAUAGUGUUGACCAAUUAGAGGAUGUCAUCCGGCCGAAGUUGAUGUUGAAUACUGUAUACAGUAGUUGUUUCUAAUUUGUCCAUUUGCUUUCCGUGGGGUUCAUUGGGAUUGUAUAGGUGUGGUUUAGAACAAAUUUGUUUUAGUACAUACUAUGACAUAAUUGUUAUCAUUUAAAUAAUAAUACUUUUGUUGUUAUCGUAAGACAGAUGGUUUAAAU